Pangasianodon hypophthalmus (striped catfish) is the source of this 1741-nucleotide messenger RNA. RefSeq names its product karyopherin alpha 7 (importin alpha 8) (gene kpna7). The coding region runs from base 133 to 1695 and encodes 520 amino acids. Lineage: Eukaryota; Metazoa; Chordata; Actinopteri; Siluriformes; Pangasiidae. Gene Ontology annotation, cellular component: nucleus; cytoplasm. Gene Ontology annotation, biological process: NLS-bearing protein import into nucleus. Gene Ontology annotation, molecular function: protein binding; nuclear import signal receptor activity. The transcript is spliced from 11 exons. The record is from RefSeq and is a predicted model, not a curated record.
AUCGCUGAUUAGGAUCACCUGAUCAUGGUUAGGCUCUGUAUUUAAAUAUUCCAGCAGAAGAAGGUUGGCUUUUGUGUUUGUGUGCAUUGGAGGUUUAUUUUGUGGAGAGCUGGUGGUAACUUAAUACACACGAUGCCUACUGAAAAUCUGGUUGAUAAGCGCAUGUGCAAGUUCAAAAACCGAGGCAAGGAUUUCAUGAAAUUGCGUGAGCGCAGAGUUGCAGAGUGUGUGGAGCUUCGGAAAGCACAAAGAGUGGAAAGCAUCCUGAAAAGGAGAAAUAUUUCUUCUCAGCCUGAUGAAGAACCCCUGUCUCCAGAAUACAACACUGACAACCAGCAGGUCAUUUCAGCAACAAUUCAGGAAAUUGUUGCCAAUGUUAACAGUGACUGUCCAGAACGGCAGGUGCAGGGUUGUCAAACAGCCAGGAAGCUGUUGUCUCGAGAGAGGAAUCCUCCAUUAAAAGAAAUAGUGGAAGCAGGUCUUCUGGCCCGCUUUGUAGAGUUUCUGGGUAGGAAUGAUAACCCCACUCUGCAAUUUGAGGCUGCCUGGUCACUUACCAACGUGGCAUCAGGCACCUCAUGGCACACUCAGCAGGUGGUGGAACAGGGGGCAGUGCCUGCCUUCAUUGCCCUUUUGGCCUCACCCAUGUUAAACAUAAGUGAGCAGGCUGUCUGGGCCCUGGGCAAUAUUGCAGGUGAUGGCCCAGCAUAUCGCGAUGCACUUAUUGACUGCAAUGUGAUCCCUGCGCUACUAGCGCGGCUAACCCCGGAUGUCCCUGUCGGCUACCUCCGCAACCUCACAUGGACCCUCUCAAACCUGUGCAGGAACAAGAAUCCUUUCCCUCGCUUCUCUGCAGUCCAGCAGAUGCUUCCCUCCAUUAUACAGCUUCUUCACCACAGUGAUAAAUCUGUUGUGUCUGAUGCAUGCUGGGCUAUCUCUUACCUUACAGAUGGGCCAAAUGAGCGCAUUGACAUUGUAAUAAAGACUGGGGUUCUUCCACGACUGGUUGAGCUGCUGGGCUUUGAGGAGCUUGCAGUGGUGACUCCAGCACUUCGUUCUAUUGGGAACAUUGUGAGUGGUUCAGACCUGCAGACACAGAUGGCCAUUGAUGCCGGUGUGCUGAGUGCCUUGCCAAAACUAAUGCGUCACCCCAAACCCAGUGUCCAAAAGGAGGCAGCCUGGGCUGUAUCCAACAUUGCAGCUGGACCACGCCAACAGAUUCAGCAACUAAUAACAUGUGGACUACUGCCUCAUCUUGUGCAUGUUCUAAACAAUGCUGACUUUAAAACUCAGCGAGAAGCUGUCUGGGCUGUAACAAACUACACUAGUGGAGGAACAGUGGACCAGGUUGUGCAGCUUGUCAAGUGUGGAGGUCUGGAAGCCAUCUUAAAUUUAUUGAAGGUUAAAGAUUCCAAGACUAUCCUAGUCAUCCUGGAUGCAGUCAAUAACAUUUUCUUGGCUGCUGAGAAACUUGGAGAGGUUGAGAAGCUUUGUUUGCUUGUGGAAGAAUUGGGUGGGCUGGAUCACAUAGAGCUCCUCCAGAAUCAUGAAAACAAUGCUGUGUAUCGUGCUGCCCAAGAACUUAUUGAGAAGUACUUCAGUGAGGAUGGUGCAGAUGAAUGCCUGAAGACUGAGGCCACUGAAACUGACUUUGUUUUUGGGCCGACUGAGGUCCAGAGGAGAUUUGACUUCUGACAAGUUUUAUGCCUUACUUUUGUAUGAAUAAAUAUUUUUUGCAGUA